Messenger RNA from Scomber japonicus (chub mackerel), 1552 nucleotides. It is a transcript of the gene timm13, whose product is annotated as translocase of inner mitochondrial membrane 13 homolog (yeast). Lineage: Eukaryota; Metazoa; Chordata; Actinopteri; Scombriformes; Scombridae. Bases 70 to 357 code for a protein of 95 amino acids. The transcript has 3 exons. The record is from RefSeq and is a predicted model, not a curated record.
CAGCUGCCCACACGUGUGAUUAAAGAAGCUCGGUUAACCUCAAGGGUUUCGUUAACAACUCCGGUAGAAAUGGACGGGUUUGGCUCUGACUUCUCAGCAGGAGGAUCGGGCGGUAAAAUGGACACCGGCACGAUCAUGGAGCAGGUCAAGGUCCAGAUUGCGGUGGCUAACGCUCAGGAGCUGCUGCAGAGGAUGACAGAUAAAUGCUUCAAGAAGUGCAUAGGUAAACCUGGAAGCACGCUGGACAACUCAGAGCAGAAAUGCAUUGCCAUGUGUAUGGAUCGGUAUAUGGAUGCCUGGAAUACCGUGUCCCGAACAUACAACUCUAGAUUACAGAGGGAAAGAGCUCGCAUGUGAACAUCCAUCACUUCAUCCCUCCCCUCCUCGGGCCACCGCUUACCUACAGAGGAGCGCAGUGCACCACCAGAGGUCACAAUGUGUGCACAAGGUGUGUCAUGGCAGCAGCACACCAUUAACUUCUGUCAUUUUACCUCACAGACAGGCUAGCAGAGCCUGUGGACUCUAGCCAUAACAGUGUCUCUGUGUGGACAUUUUCAUUUUGCUCUGAGGAACAGUUCAGUAACAAAGAUUAACUAUCUGUGUUUUUAUGUUAUAUAUAAAUAUAUAAUUAAUCUUCUGGUUAACCAUUAAACAUGCCAUGUUAAAAGCUGCAGGGCCGACCUGCAAGUAGGUCAGGAGAAUUGGAAACUUUAAAUUGCUUGUUGGAAUGAAUGAUAGUGUGAAUGUGUUUGUGUGUGUUAGCCCUUUGAUUGACAAAUGGUUCUGGGUGUAACCCAAUAUUUGAUAUUGUCAAUGUUGCUGUCAUUGACUAGUCAACAGCAGAAAAAUUGCCUUUGUUUUUUGCAGUAAGUAAGAGUUCAUUAGUGUGGCUUCAGUUUAAACACAUCUUCCUGCCAGCAGACUAAGUUUUAAUCUGUAUAAUUAGGACAUAUGAUACUGACAAGGGUUAACGAGACUUGUGUCCUUCAGUUACUAAAAUUGCUCCUUAAAACACUGUGUCAGUAUAUACAUACAGAAUAUUUGUUUGUAUGUAAUAUGCAGCACAACUGGGGCUCUGAAGGGAACCCACAACGCAGCUUUUCUUAACAUGCUGUGUGAGGUAAACAUGCUCUGUACACCUACUGAAAAUCAACAGAAAGAAUUGGAGAGCAACUUGGUGUUUUCACAACCGUGAACCUGACAUUCACAAGCCUCCAAACAGUCCUAUAUCAAAGUACGCCUGGAGAACAAAACUGUUUUGUCUGACCUGUUUUCUAGUUGUCACACUAUCUGCCGCCCUCCACAGUAGUGGGCUUGUUUCAGCAGGGUCUUUUUUGCUGUAGAUGUGGUACUGAACCUUUCUCAGCUUUGUGUGUGCGGUUUGUCAGAUGUCUGGGAACCAAAAUCCUUUGCUGAGGUUGUGUUGGGAAGUAUGAGCCAAAUAAGCCUGUGAACAGUAUUUUCAAAUUGACUGGGAGUGUGCGUGUGAGCAAAUUAAAUGGUUUUCCUGAAAAAUAAAUAAAUCAUGUCAAUCAGUUAUUUUCCUCUUGUU